This is a messenger RNA of Acanthaster planci (crown-of-thorns starfish), 306 nucleotides long. Its product is annotated as tryptophan--tRNA ligase-like. The record is from RefSeq and is a predicted model, not a curated record. Lineage: Eukaryota; Metazoa; Echinodermata; Asteroidea; Valvatida; Acanthasteridae.
AUGAUCAAAAAAAAAUUAGUUAGUGGAAUUACUAUUUCCGGAAAUUUAACCAUUGCACAUUAUUUAGUCAUUAUUCGUUGCCAUGUUUCGUUUGGUGAAUUAAAUCGCAUGACUCAAUUUAAAGAUAAAAAUCGAAAAAAAAUCGAAUCCUCAUUUGCUCUGCUGUAUUAUCCUCUUUUAAUGGCAGCCGAUAUCAUGCUUUAUGAUGCCGAUGUUUUGGUCGGACCCGAUCAAAAACAGCAUAUCGAACUCGCUCGCGAUAUUGAAGAAAAACAACGGAUGUCGAAAAAAUCAGGUACUAAUUAA